Nymphalis io (European peacock) is the source of this 1163-nucleotide messenger RNA. It is a transcript of the gene Hacd1, whose product is annotated as very-long-chain (3R)-3-hydroxyacyl-CoA dehydratase hpo-8. Gene Ontology annotation, molecular function: 3-hydroxyacyl-CoA dehydratase activity. Gene Ontology annotation, biological process: very long-chain fatty acid biosynthetic process; fatty acid elongation; sphingolipid biosynthetic process. Lineage: Eukaryota; Metazoa; Arthropoda; Insecta; Lepidoptera; Nymphalidae. The coding region runs from base 367 to 1056 and encodes 229 amino acids. Gene Ontology annotation, cellular component: endoplasmic reticulum membrane. The transcript has 4 exons. The record is from RefSeq and is a predicted model, not a curated record.
UGCGACGGAGUUUCAAGAGUAUUAAAACGAACAAUCAUAUUUACAUAUUAAUUCACAGAGUUAUUUUAAUUACAACAGUUCUUGUAACUGAAGAGUUACUAUAAAGUGACUGUUUUUUAAUUUACAUUGUAACGUGAUUCCACUUACAACCUAUAUUGUAUGGUAAUUGAUAAUAUGAAUUCCGCAAUCCACAAUUUCAGUUUUAACUUGGCAGUCUCGUAGUACAACCGUAGUUUUUAUUGUGGUAUCGUAUUGAUGACGUCAAAUUGUUUUUGCCGUUUAUUUAGAUGACUAAAGCAAUUUAAGUGUGUAUUAUAUGUAAAUAAUUCUUAUUAUAUAAGAAAAAAACAUUUUUAAUUUAUAAUUAUGUCGGCAAAACCUACAAAGAAAACAAAAAGUUCGGGAGCUUUGGGAAUUUAUCUCAUAGCAUACAAUGGUAUACAAACAUUGGGGUGGUCCUAUUUGUUAUUGCAGUCGGUGACAUACUUUUUAAAUCGCGGCACUUUGGAUAAUUACUGGAGAGAAGUGAAAUGGACAGUAAUAAUAUUUCAGACAGCAGCAUUGUUAGAGGUAUUACACGCCGCUAUAAAGCUAGUACCUUCCAGCGUGAUCGUCGUCUUGAUGCAGGUUUAUUCACGAGUGUUUCUCGUGUUUGGAGUCUUGCUGGCCACUAACGGCGCUACAAUAAGCCCCGGCUUGCCGCUCUGUGUGUUAGCUUGGUCAAUAACAGAAAUAAUACGUUACGCCUACUACGCAUUUAAUCUGCUAAACAUCGUACCACAAAUGCUAUUGUUCUUCAGAUAUUCAACGUUCCUCGUGCUGUAUCCCCUUGGCAUAACCGGAGAACUUCUAUGCAUGUAUCACUCCUUAGAUGAAAUAUCUGAAAAACAAUUAUUCACCGUAUCUAUGCCUAACAAGUGGAACUUUAUCUUUAAUUAUUAUUAUUUCCUAGUAUUCUAUAUGCUGUUAUAUAUCCCACUGUUUCCGUUCCUCUUCGGUCACAUGCUGAAGCAACGAAGAAAAAUGUUAGGCGAUGUUUCGAAAAAAUCUGCAUAAAUUAUACGAAAAUUUAUAAAUUGUUAUUCUUAAUCUCAGUCUUCUAUUUUUAAUUUCUUUUCUUAAAAGUUAAUAAAAACGCUUAUUAAAAGUUAUUAAUUAUUGUC